CCCUACAGACCCCCAACCUUUUGACUGACCACGGUUUCCCAACCUUACUGUCGCCAGCUUCAACCUCUUGCAUCGACGAAGAUGCUUCGUACUGGCAAAGCCCUCAGAUUUCGUGCAGGUAUUGGCACUUUUCGUGAUUUCGUGACGUGUUAGGCGCCUUUCUUAUCGCUAUCUCGAAGGUCCCUCUCGCACUAUGCUCCCUAAGGGCCAGCAUGGUCCCAAAAUCGGUCCCAAAAUCGUACAGCCUUUCAAUGACACGACACAAGAUGGCUUUUCAGCCCAUUUAAUGGCUUUCAAUACGCCUGCUGGACCACAGGCAUUUCCAUCUCAACCCUAUAUACCUCGAUCUCUGGGACCUCCACAGUAUGCCUUCGCUGUCCGCCUGAGCCCUCACCAUGCCUUGCCGGAUACAGGUUACCAAUCGCGUCCCGGUGACGGAUCACAAUCCCGCGGUGCCUCCGAGCAUAUGUUGCGCAGGAAGACUCCGAACGGCACACUGGCAGCUGGCUACGAUGGUACUCCGGUCCACUGGUCGACUGAACCCCCGCCGACCAAACAUGUAGUUCUUCCUUUGUCUAGCCUUCCGCGAGAAACAAAUCGAAAGGGGCAAGAGCACCCAUAUGGCGCUGUACACGGCCAAAAUGGCCACGCCAGAAGCAGCUCCUACCAACAACAGCCAUACCAACCCCAAACCUCGAGUUCGACGAGUGGAGCGUGGGAUACAUUUGGUGGUAGCGGGGUUUGGACACGCGUGCCCCCCCUCUUUCUCCGCGGGCAAACAAUGGGCAACGGCGCGAAUGUUGACUAUAACACCACAAAGUUUGCAUAUAACGGCAUGCUUGUGCCAACGGUUAUUCAGCCGCCCUUCCAGUCCUGCCUUGGCCCAACGGCCUCGAAUGACCCUGGAAUAUACGGACCAUACUACGCGGAUGGAAGAUAUCUGGCUUAUAGGCCAGCUGCUGUGCGGGAUACUGGUUAUCAUUCAUUUAACCGCUGUUCUUGUACAAUUCAAGGAGUGCCACCUUGUAACCAUGUCUGCCAGGGCAUGGAGCCAUAUCCCAUUUCGCUCGGACAUAACCAGCUGCCAAAUGGUCAUCAGCUGCAUGUUGAUCCCUCGAAAGAUCAUACUGGCAUAAUGGACGAAUUUGCUCCACACGGCAAGACGGUCGACCGCAUGAUUACUGGACACACAGCAGCUAACACAAAUCUACAUAAUGGCCCGAGCUACUACCAGGUGCCUUUCGGGGCAGGAAAUCAUCAUGUUCAAUUUAAAGAAAGGGUUCUUGGAUGGGCACACCACAUAUACGUGGACCUUUUGGCUUCUAUACAUCAGUCUAAGAAGGAAGCGCAUCAAGAACGCAAAAAGCAAGGCCUUCAGCGUUCAUACUCUCAGACACACAUAUAUCCAAGGCCGCCCCGUCAAACAGCCUUUAUGCUUCGGCGACCAUCGGAUCCUGCCCAUAACAGCUAUGCCACACCAUCUUAUUCGAACGACUUUGGGCAGAGUCACGAUCCCAAACAUGAACCUGGCCCCAAUCGCCGACGGUCAAACUCUCUCAUUAGCAUAAUGGAGGAUAAGAGGUCGUUUGACAACCGAGCACCUGUGUCAAAACAGAACAUUGGCGGGGGCUAUUUCGGCUCCAAUACUCAUAGCGGAGAUCAGGGAAACAACCCACUGCCUUUAUACCCCCAAAGUUUUCCUCGGGGGCUUCCCCAACGUGGCUCAAUCAAGGAAACAGCAAAAUAUGCUCUCGAAAUACUAGGCAAUCUCUGUCAAGAAAGCGGGUGGCGCUGGAUCGACGGAAUGCUAUUGGGAGGAUGUUUAGCAUAUGGCUUGGAAGAGUAUGAGAAAGCACUUGAUUGGUAUAGCAAGAUUGUUGCUCUUGAUUCAAGCCAUGUGGAAGCUAUUUCGAAUCUGGCUGCCACUCUUCUGUCUCUGAACAGGAGAGAAGAAGCCGAGCAGCAUUGGCUACAAUCGGUAAAAUUACGUCCGAGUUACUUCGAGGCUGUCGAGCAUCUUAUCGGGCUUUUAUGUGGAGACCACAGAGCAGACGAGGCCAUCUCUAUAAUUGACUUUGUAGAGCGAUCACUUCGCCUUUCAACUUUUGAUGAGCAAGACCGAGAGAGCGAUACAUCAAGUGAUGGAGGACUCUCAUCAAGUAGCUCUGCCUAUACUUCUGAACAUGCCUUUGAUUUCGAUCCUAGGCCGAGCAACCAUACAUUUUCAAGACCACUAGGCGACGAUAGUUUCAAGCAGCCCGGAUAUGGAUCCAGUGGAUAUGCAAUCGCUGGUUCUGAUAAUGGACGAAUGUUAGCACUGAUCCAUGCCAAAGGCAAUAUGCUCUACGCUGCUGGAGAUAUUAGUGGUGCCUCCCGGGCAUUUGAAGAUGCCGUUCUUGUCAGUGUUGGCAGGAGAGUUCAUGGUAUUCAUGGCCUCAUUAGGAACAUCCUCAAUGUCGUAUCGUCCAUGGAUGUGUUCAACCCCACCGCCCGCCAAAGUGCCUUGUGCAUGCCUACCACAGGGGAGCUUAUGCCAGUGCUGUUACCCCCAGAGAAAGCACUGCGAACCGCUGCACUGGUAUUUUCCAAGCAUUGUCAGCUACCCGGACUUCGCUACACCUCACAAGGAGCUCCAAGGACCUCUGCUAUAUCCACGACGAGCAACUCUUUGCUAUCACUUGCAAAAAUCUUUCAAGAUGGCAUGACAAAUGCUAGCAAGUCACCAAUGGAAACGUCACGGCCUUGCGGCACAGCUGAUAUCCUUGCGCUCUACUAUUUAUCACUCUCAUUGCAGCCUAGCCCUUCAACCUCAAACAACAUAGGAAUACUUCUAGCAGGUAUUCCUCAGCAAAUCUCCGACCGUACUGUACAAAUGGCAGAGGCAGAUUCAGCCCCGACAAUUCCAGGGGUUAAGCCUGGCAGCGGUGUUGCGCUUGCUCUAGCCUAUUACAACUAUGGCUUAAAUCUAGACUCUCGCCAUGCCCAUCUAUAUACCAAUCUCGGCAGUCUAUUAAAGGAUAUCGGUCAGCUCACUGCGGCCAUCAAGAUGUACGAGCAAGCUGUCGCUUGCGAUGGGAAUUUUGACAUAGCGUUGGCCAACCUAGCCAAUGCGGUCAAGGACCAAGGCAGGAUAAGCGAUGCUAUAGAGUAUUAUAAGCGCGCCGUGGCGUCAAGCCCCAACUUUACGGAGGCCGUUUGUGGGCUUGCCAAUGCGCUGAACUCUGUGUGCGAUUGGACUGGGCGCGGGGGCGUAAUUUUUGAAGGGGCAAAGUACGACCGAUGGCAUGUUGGCGAAGAUGGGAUGCUCUGUGAUGCCAAAACCAGUGUGGCCGGGACUGGAUGGGUGAAGCGCGUAGUCGCUAUCGUAAACAAGCAACUCGAAGAUGGCGCCAGCUGGGGCUGCGGUACUCUGAAUAGCCAGGUUCUCCGUUCUAUGCUGCAAGAACUCGAAAUUGCAGAUACAGGUAGUCGAUGGUCAAACGACAAGGCUUCAACUAUGCUUGCAAGACUGAGCUCUUGGGCAGGAAAGCCAUGGGAGGGGGCUCGUAUUGUACGCUUGAUUGAACGAGCUAUCAAGAGAGCUAUGCACCGAUGGUACACAGACAAAUACGUCCGCCGACUGGAUUUCCCAAAGUUAAGCUAUGCCCGACCUCAUCUUCCGAGUUCGCUAACUGUACCGGGAGCACCGACUGUGCUUCCUUUCCACACUUUUACCUGCCCACUCUCUGCCAAAGACAUCAGGAUGAUUUCGGAGAGAAAUGCCAUGCGUAUCUCGUGUGCUGCGCUGCGUGCACCAUGGCUCCCGCAGACCGUGUAUCCACCGCCACCGCCGCCAUCACCAACGCUCAACAUUGGCUAUAUCUCCUCAGACUUCAACAACCAUCCUCUUGCGCACUUGAUGCAGUCCGUAUUUGGAAUGCAUGACCCACGAAAGGCAAAGGCAAUCUGCUACGCCACAACGUCAAGCGACAAUUCGGUCCACAGGCAGCAAAUAGAAAAGGAGGCCCCGGUGUUUCGCGAUACCAGCGGCUGGCCCUCGGACAGGUUGGCGCAACAGAUUGUGAAAGAUGAAAUCCACAUUCUUGUGAAUUUGAAUGGGUAUACACGAGGCGCAAAGAACGAAGUCUUUGCGGCGCGCCCUGCUCCUAUCCAGAUGUCCUUUAUGGGAUUUGCGGGCACGCUCGGCGCAGAGUGGUGCGAUUACAUCUUGGCCGAUGAAACGGCUAUACCACGAAGCACCCUGCGACCUUGGAGACGCAACAUUGACCUAGACGAUCAGCUCCGUUGCGAUGAGUCGGUUGACGAGGAAGACUGGGUCUAUUCAGAGAAUAUUAUCUUCUGUCGAGAUACAUUUUUCUGCUGUGACCAUCGGCAAAGCAGUGAAGAUCGUCAGCUUCCUUGGGCAGGAGAGCAGGAGCGGAGGUGGAAAAUGAGAAAGGAGCUCUUCUCAGAUCUUCCUGACGAUGUAAUCAUUCUUGGGAAUUUCAAUCAGUUAUAUAAGGUUUGUAUUCUUCGAUUUAUUGUGAGAUCAAUACUAACAAAUAUCUUCAGAUUGAACCCACGACGUUCCGCACAUGGCUUCGGAUACUCGCAAACGUGCCCAAGGCCGUUCUGUGGUUACUCCGAUUCCCUGACCUUGGGGAAAGCAAUCUCCGGCGGACAGCUCGACUGUGGGCAGGCGAGGAGGUAGCAUCACGUAUACUGUUCACCGAUGUGGCUCCAAAGAAUCUACAUAUAUCCCGGGCACGGAUUUGUGAUUUAUUCCUCGAUACCCCGGAAUGCAAUGCUCACACUACGGCCGCGGACAUCCUGUGGUCGUCAACUCCACUCCUGACUCUGCCCAGGUACGAGUACAAGAUGUGUUCACGCAUGGCAGCCUCCAUCCUGAAGGGUGCAUUACCUCGGUCCGACGAGGGAUUUGAUGCUGCGUCAGAACUCAUUGCUACGGAUGAGGAGCAGUACGAGGAAUUUGCGGUGAAGUUGGCCAGCGGGCUGCGUUAUGACGAGCAAGGGGUGGGCAGUGGAAGGCUCAGUGAUCUCCGGCGACUACUCUACGAGAACCGCUGCCACAGUGCGCUGUUUGAUACGAAGAGGUGGGUCUCGGAUCUUGAGAGGGCGUAUAAUGAGGCGUGGCUUAGAUGGGUCGAAGGCACUGGGGGAGACAUUUAUUUGUGAGGCGAGAUUUAAGGGAUUUAAUGUUCAGGGGUAUUUUUGAGGGCGCAUUUAACAGCGAAAGCUGGCUGGAUAGACUUGGAAGGUGUUAAUGGGGCGUCGCAAGCGCCUGCUGCUUUACGUGGCGUUGAUGUUGGAUAUUGGAUCGAGGGGUCCCGCUCGCGGAUCAGUCCACCGACCCCGGUUGGAGUUAUCUGAUUUUAUUAAGUGUCGUUUUAUAUCCCCCCAAGAUUAGAGCCGUGGGACCCCUGGAAGGUUUACAUGAACAGGUGGAGGUGGUUACACAUAUUGUUAUGUCGGCAGUGAGGUGGCCUUGGGCAAUGGCUGGCACAGCUGCUGUAACCGCACUCUUGGACUCGGAUGAGAGUGAUCUACAACCAGGGUUCUGGGGCGAUCAGGGGGCGUUUUCUUGCACGGUUGACCAUGCAUAUUGAACAGACCUUGGCUAUAUUUCAGAUAGUUAUUGCAUUUUCAAGGCUAUGACGCCCAUCCAUCCAUCGUCGGAAGCACGGAUUAGGGUAGCUGAAGAGCAGGGUGCGGAGAGUAGUAGCGUACCAGCCCAAUGCGUUCUGGCUUACCGAUUACGAACCAAAUAUAUGCGGAAGGGUGGGAAGUGUGGGGGAGGCUUGAGAAAGCCCUCUUUUUCAUUCCCUGGCACCGCAAUCAAUGACUAUGUACGGUACUUUCCAUACGGAAGAUGCAUUUGGAUGUACCACCUGGUGGGUACAGCAUAAAUGAUUGUAAUGUAUGCAGGGUGAGAACGGAUGACGAAGAUGGCAACGACAGCAGACAAGGGACAAGGGAUGAAGGAGGAAGCGAGUUAAGCGACAGAGUGUGCGACAUGCACGGGUGUCAUGUCUGCCACGCACUCCUGAGACUGUCUGAGUAGGGGUAAGCGAAUAAUGGAGGACCGGGACUGGUGUUGAAAGGCUGGUUGCCGUUGUGAUGGUGGUCGCUUGCCGGUGCUGGUUUGGUUUUGGUUUUGGGGUUAGAUAGAGUACAGUAAGGCCAGACACAGGUUUACUGUUUCUGUAACUCCCCGCUUUCCCGCUUUGUUUCUUGUUUGGCCGUCCGCCGCCAUCAUUCAUGUCGGUCAUCUUAUCGUUGAGGGUUGAGGGGGGGAGGUGGGUACAUCAUGCAUACGGCACUGCACGGUACUGUACUGUAGAACUCCAUACAUCACCACUCAUCGUUCAUCGUUCGCUCACGGCCAUGGUGCAGUAGCAGAGUAUCAGAUCAGACUCCACACAUGGAAUCCGCGGGAAUCACAAAUCAGUGCCGGCUUGCAUGUAUGGAGUAUGUGGCACCAGGCACAGUAGCUAGGCACAGUGCGGUGCAGUGCAGUGCAGUGCAGUGC
Pseudogymnoascus destructans is the source of this 6529-nucleotide messenger RNA. RefSeq lists its product as uncharacterized. NCBI's taxonomy places the organism in Eukaryota, Fungi, Ascomycota, Leotiomycetes, Thelebolales, Thelebolaceae. Gene Ontology annotation, molecular function: glycosyltransferase activity; protein binding. Gene Ontology annotation, biological process: protein O-linked glycosylation. The record is from RefSeq and is a predicted model, not a curated record. The transcript has a single exon. The coding region runs from base 194 to 4690 and encodes 1498 amino acids.